AUGUGGGAUUUAAAGGAGGUUCUGCAGUUGUCUCUUUCCCUGUUUCUGGCUAAAAACGAGAACCCUUCUAGACCUUGGCCCAGAAGUUUUGAAGUCAAGGGACUUUCUCCUCUUGUCGGGAGUGAGUUAGAAAGGUCUCUUUGUCCAGUCAGAACUCUGAAGUUUUAUCUUCAAAAGAAGAAUCAACUGCAGGGUUGCCGUCAGAGUCUCUGGUGUGCUGUGAAGGACCCUAAGAGACCCAUCUCAAAAAACGCACUAGCGUUCUUUGUUAGAAAUGUGAUAUCAGAAGCACACAUGAAGUGCCAAGAUGAAUCCUUGAAACUGCUAAGGGUUAAAGCGCAUGAGGUCUGGAGUCAUGGUGGGAGAAUUUUCCGUUGUCAUUACUGCCAAAACUUCCUAUGUGAAGAUGACCAGUUUGAGCAUCAAGCAUCUUGCCAAGUGUUAGAACAGGAGUCAUACAAAUGUAUGUCCUGUAAUCGUCAAGGCCAGUACUCAUGUUUAAGAUGUAAAAUAUGCUAUUGUGAAGAUCAUGUACGUCGUAAAGGGUUUAAGUAUGAUAACAAGCAAAAAAUACCAUGUCCCAAGUGUGGCUUUGAUACUGAGGAAACUAAAGAACUCAGCAUGUCAACUCGUACCCAUAAAUAUGGUAGGCAGCAGUUGUCAUAUACCAAUGACGAUGAUGAUGAUGCUGAUGAAGGAGCUGUUGGUUAUGAUGGUUAUAGUUAUGAUGAUUAUGACUAUGAUGACGAGGAUGAUGAUGAUGACGAUGAUGAUGAGGAUGACGAUGAUGAAGAUGAAUCGGAGGAGGAAGAGGGCGAGGAAGAGAAAAGCAAAUAGAUGUAAUUUACACUGUACACUUAAAAGUAAUGGUGGUGGUUCAUUUUCAUUAAUAAAGUUGGGAAAUUGCAUUGUUUUAAGGAAAUUGCAUUAAUGAGAAGAAUAGCAGCAGUUAUGUUGUUCAAAAAAUUGUCCUUAAUAUAUUUUUUUUUGUAAUUGCAUUUGUUAUUAACGUCUUUGUCGGUUUUAUCAGUUAUUGAAUGUCUCGUUUUAAUUUUCUGGAAACAUUCAUCCUAGAAAAUUUUAUCUUUGUCAGAGAAAAUAUUUUAUGUAUAACUUCCGCUGCACAUAUUGAAAGACCAUUUGGCAUAUUAGUUUUCAUUUUUUGUAAUAUAGAAGCAAGAGCAGAUAAAGGUAAUUCAUCAAUGGCAAUAAUUAAAUUCAAAUUGCAUUUAUUGAAGAGGAAGACUGUUGGAGCUGUAAGGAGAAGAACAUUUACAUGAGACACACCAGACAGUUAUAACUACUGAAGUAAUCGUAUCUUACCUAACCUAGCCAAACCAAGCCCCAUGUUAGAUCCAUGUUAUAUACAUCUAUUGAAAGUGCAGUUGAACCUGGUACAUCACUUACUAAUGUAUGAGUUGUUGUUUAUGAAAUUUUGGGCUUUUUAAAAUAAGCAACAGAUUAUAUAUAUAGAAAAAAUAUGCCUUUGGUUUCAAAACUAUUUUAGCUGUGUGUAUAUAGAAAUGAUGUCAUUAAGAGCUUAAUUUUAGAUUCAUUUUACUUUUGUGUCCACACUGAUUUAUUUCCAUCAUUCAUUGAAUUAAUUGCAUUCCUGAAUUUCUAAUAAAGCUUUUUGCUAAUUUAAAUAUACUAUAAUAAAGCCUUUUUACCUUGAUGCUUUAGUUAUUCAAAUAAUUUACUCUUAGGAAAUAUAAUUUGUAAUUUAAACUCAAUUUUUUAUGUGUAGUUAAAAAAAUUGUUGGCUUGAUUAUUCUUAAGGGUAUCUUACUAUCUAGAAGUUACUCAGAAUUUAGCCAAAUUAUGAAAAAAUAUAUGGCGUGGGUGGUGGAUAGUAGACUGUCAUUUUCAGAAAAAAAUUUGACUAUAAUUUUUACUACUCAAUCACUGAAUAUCAGAUAAUAAAAUUCACCUUGUAUAUUUGCAUUAACUUUUUGAGUUAUGAGUGAGAAUCAUUUCAAUAUGGGUAAAACAGGCAUACAGAAUGGAUUUUUUUUUUUUUUUUGGAAGCAAGUCAAGUUAGUAGUGAAAUGACUGUAUUUUUUCAUUUUAAAUUAGGCAAUCGGUUUUACCACCAGUAAUUUAGGCAUGGAAAAGUUAAAAACCACUGGUCUCUUCUACAACGCCAGGUGAACUCUUGGUGUAUGUCUAAAGAUAGAUGAGGAAUACACAAUGGAACCUCUUAUUUUUUCUACUAAGAAAAAGAAACUAACAGACUUUUGAGUACCAAUUCGAUUAAAGUAGAAACGUAUACUCUUGGUAACAUCUUGGAAAGGGUGUUUUUUUAUUAUUAUUUUUUUUAUUAUUAUAAAUGAAGGUAAGGUCUUGCUGUGGUUGAUGUACCUUUAAUUGUCAGGUAACUUAAAUGUAGGAUGUAUCUGUUGUAGGGUUAUGCUGAUAAAUCCAAGUUCCAAGUUGAGCAAUCAAGGUCUUGAACACUAUGCAUUGUAUCCAUGAUGUGCUUCAGAGUUAUUUUUUAUAAUGAUUGAUGUGUAUAAAUUAUGUAUCCACUUUUUGUUAACAUUUACAUAAAUUUGGGGAAUUUUCUGUUACACGUACAGUUUCUUUUAUGUUCAAAAAGUGAAAAUUUUUAAAGUAGAUGCGUAAACGUCUGUCAAAGCAAGUAGAAGAUAAUAGUAAACUUUAUUUAUCUAUAACUAUUUAUACUCAUGAGAGUACUCAUUCAUUUCUGCUCUCCUCUAUUUUAUAUGUAAAUCUUGUUGAUCAUUUUUUCUCAAAUAGUGAUCUUAUCUGUGAUACAGUUUUUGAGAUUCUUGCAUCUUGGCUGUAUGGGUAAUUUCCAUUAGUUUUUUAUGAAUGGAGAACUGCAUUUCACAUCUGCUGUAAAUUGUAAUGUACAGAUGCUACUUGUUAUCAAUAAAAUUGAUAUUUACAGAA
Messenger RNA from Macrobrachium nipponense, 2916 nucleotides. Its product is annotated as zinc finger protein 330 homolog. Gene Ontology annotation, cellular component: nucleus. The record is from RefSeq and is a predicted model, not a curated record. The transcript is spliced from 4 exons. The coding region runs from base 1 to 837 and encodes 278 amino acids. Gene Ontology annotation, molecular function: zinc ion binding. NCBI's taxonomy places the organism in Eukaryota, Metazoa, Arthropoda, Malacostraca, Decapoda, Palaemonidae.